AUGAAUCCGAAAUGUACUUGUACGGAAAAAUCAACUCCUCACCCUUGUACGAGCCAUAUUGCUUACGAAGCGGCCAAAAAUAUAUCAAUACAUUUUGAAAAAACUCCUUUUUUUCACGAAACUUCUAAAACUAUAGAUAUCGAUCUAAAUAACAAUCAACAAGGAGUAACCCGGUUCAAAAUCAAAAGAGCUAUUACUUUAUAUCAAGAUUACGAAUUUUGGAUCAAUCCUAAGAACGGUGUGAUCGAAAAGGGCGCUAAAAAAUUGAAACUAGAAUGUUUUUAUCGUCCGAAAGUACCAUUUGUAAGGAAUGUACAAACAUUUGAAUGCGAUAUUGGUAGAAUAAAAAUAACUAUUACAGCAACCGGCGAAUCUACAGGACCAAUCGUAACAGCAUCAGAAAGACAUAUAUAUUUUCAUCAAACUCCUAAAAAUAGAAGAGGGAAACAAAUUUUUGCACUUAAAAAUGCCACGAAUAUACCUGCAGAAUUUAUGUUCGACAUCGAUACAAAACAAAAGUUAUUCACGGUUACACCACUCAAAGGAGUUAUUAACAAAGAAAUGUACAUCAAGGUGUUCUUCAAUCCUAAAGAAUUCGGAAUCUAUUCUCAAAAACUGUAUUGCCUAAUUUUGGGUAAUGAACCAAUAGUAGUAAAUGUUACUGGAAUAUACGGUGAAGAACAACUUGAUCCAAACAAGUUAUCUUAUAUCCACUACCCUUUUGUAUUUGAAGAAACCAUCCUCUACGACGGAUAUUUCAAAAAUUUUAUCGAAACUUCCAUCUAUAAGAAAAAUUCUCCAGUUUAUUUAACUCCUCGUUAUAUCGAUAUGGGGAAAAUAGUACAAGUCGAGGAGAAAAUUUUAGAACCCGAUUAUGACAUCCAACAAAAUUCUUCUGAUACUAGUCAACAAAAUUUAUUUUAUUCAUUCAAGAAUUUCAAUAUUACAAACGAUAUGAAGCAUAACAUAACAGUCAAUUGGAUAGAAGAUGAUCCAAUUUUCAACAUAUUUCCCAAGGUAGCUACCAUACCAGGUCAACAAUCCAAAUAUUUUAAAUGUGUUUUCUCGCCCCCGAACAACGAGUCAGUUUACUUUAGGAAAUUAACCGCCCAGAUAUAUUGGAGGUGUGAUUUUGUGGAAAAUCACCAUCCCAAUCAGACGUUCAUAGUACCAUUAACUCUUUCCAUUAAUCUCCAAGGAAAUUCUUUCCCAAAAGGACAACACACUCUAACAGACGUAGAAAUGAAGCCGCCUAGGAUUGUUUUUCCUCCCACCGUAGUUAAUACCGUCAUAUACGAGAAUUUUACCAUAAUCAACAAACUAAAUCGUCCAGUUAUAUUUAAACUGGUACCACCUCCUGAUAGGUAAGUAGCAUUCAAAUUUUUGAUUGCUCUUAUCUUGGUUUCUCUGGGAAUCGACCAAUAAAAAUCAACAAGCGCUGAACUUUCCGGUCUAUAUAAUCUAUUAGUGUUUUGUGUUAGUGUUAACAAAUGUCACAGUAAUAUCAAUCAAAAUGUAUGACAAUUCAAUGGAACAUAAUGAAAAUUGGAAAGAUUCGAACAAGCCUAUUGGUAUUUGGACGGAAGACGAAAAAAUUAAAUUAGAUUAUUUAAUUCAAUUCAUCGACGAAUUUAUAUCUUCCCAAGAAUAUGAAGA
Messenger RNA from Diorhabda carinulata, 1656 nucleotides. RefSeq names its product cilia- and flagella-associated protein 65-like. NCBI's taxonomy places the organism in Eukaryota, Metazoa, Arthropoda, Insecta, Coleoptera, Chrysomelidae. The transcript is spliced from 5 exons. The record is from RefSeq and is a predicted model, not a curated record. The coding region runs from base 1 to 1368 and encodes 455 amino acids.